Molecule: messenger RNA, 993 nt
Organism: Prunus armeniaca (apricot)
Lineage: Eukaryota; Viridiplantae; Streptophyta; Magnoliopsida; Rosales; Rosaceae
Source: the annotation of a GenBank genome assembly
AUGGACCGGCUCUGGGAGUUAGAAGAAGUUGAACAAGAGGUUUUUCGAUCCCUAUUCCUAAGUUAUUAUGAGUUGAGUCCAACAGUUAGACGUUGUCUUUUGUAUUGUGCUGUUUUCCCAAAAGAUUAUGUGUUUGAUAAAAAUGAAUUGAUUGAGUGCUGGAUGUCACAAGAAUGUCUUAGUAUGAAAGGUGAUAAGGAAAAAGAAAGAAUCAUAGGCCAAAAUUACUUUGAUAACUUAGUGAUGCGGUCUUUUUUCCAAGAUUUUGUUAAAUACAACAUCGAUGAUAUUGUAAAGUGCAAAAUGCAUGAUAUUAUCCAUGACUUUGUACAGUUUCUCACAAAAAAUGAAUGUUUUAUUAUGGAGGUGACGGAAAGUGGUAAAGAGAAAAACAUGGUAGUCGAUAAUAAGAUUUGUCAUUUGAAUAUAAUGUCAACAUGCAAUGAUUCGUUUCCUGCUUCAAUUUACAAUUGCAAAGGAUUACGGACUCUGAUAAUUUCUACUAAGAAACUUCCUACAUUACCCUCAGACUCAUUUUCACUAUUGAAAAGCCUUGGAAUGUUAAAGUUAAAUGAAAACUCAAUCAAAGAAGUUCCCGAAAGCAUUGGUGGACUAGUACAUUUGCGGGGACUUAGAAAACUACCGGUGAGCUUAAGAAAGUUGGUUAACUUUAAGCAUCUUUAUGUUAGGGGGUGCCCUGAUCUAAAAGUACCAAAAGAGAUUAGAAGAUUAAGAAAUCUGCAAAUCUUAGAUGACUUGUGUCUUCAAGACGACUGCUGCGACGAUGGAGGAAGUUUCAAGUUAGGGGAUUUGGGAAACUUGGAGAAGCUUCAAGGGAGCCUUUGGAUACAAAACUUGAAGUCAGCGAAAGAUGGGAGUGAGGCUAAAAAUGCAGAAUUGGGGAACAAGAAGAACCUCCUUCAUUUGAGAGACUACAUUUUGGGCACGACUAUGUUAGAGAUCCGGAGAGAGCUGAGGAUGAAGAAAUACUGA